ACUCUUGCAUUUAAUAACCCGACAGCAUCUCCGGCCAUAACACACAAAUGUGAAGUUCCACCGCUAGGUUUUUUUCGGUCUGAAGAUGGCCGAAGCGGUGAUGGAGAUUACUAAUCCAUCCACGGAGAUGCCAACCGUUGCGGCGGAGCCAUCGCGUGUAGGACACCAUGUGCAUAAAAAUCGCUUACAGGAGUAUGCACAAAGAUCAGGAUUACCACUUCCGUCGUAUUCAACUAUUAAUGAAGGUGAACCACAUGCACCCAGGUUUCGGGCUACAAUAUUGUUAGAUGGGUUGCAAUUCACUUCUCCGUAUACAUUUUCUCAACGAAAAGAAGCAGAACAAGAUGUUGCAAAAAUUGCACUUGAAUUUAUAUCUGUAAAGUUUAAAAAUGAGGGUUCUUUUAAUAUUCGCAAGGACCCGGCAUUUUGCAAAUUGAUCCUUAAUGAGUAUGCAGCUAAGCUAAAGAAAGGCAGACCAUCAUAUACCACUAGUCAACAAGAUGGACUUCUUCCAAUAUUUACCACAACUGUUAUUUUUGAUGGGAAUACUUAUGUUGGAUUUGCUGGAAGGAGCAAAAGAGAAGCUGAACAAAAUGCAGCAUGUGUUGUUAUUGAUUCUAUUUUAGAAAAUUCAGCCACUGUUACUGACAUGGCUCAAAUUAUCAAGACAAAGGGUAGACUUUAUGCAACGGUGAAUUGUAAUGCUACUGCUGGGAAUCCUGCUUUGAGAAGUCAAAUUAAUAGUGAUGAUCCUAAUGCUGCAAUUAAUGGAACAGAGCUAAUGGCUGCUGCAGCCACUGGAAGUUUACCUACUGGGUCAAGUUGGGUUCCUUAUACUUCUCCAUGGGUGAACAUUGCUCAAAGCAAUCAAAUAAAUUAUCAGAUGCCAUCUCUGGGUUUGCCGAUGACUGCUGUUAGUUCGCAAACUAUCAUUUCAAGAAACAAGAAAAAGAGAUUAAAGAAGAGGAAAACUAAUCAAUCUAAGAGAAGAAUAGUUGGUGAAGAGCCGUUGACCACCGCACCCCUAUAGGAGGGAGAGGGAUGAUUUUUGCUGCUGAUCUGCUAUGGAUCUUUGUUCCAUGAGCUAUUAGGUCUGAGGAUGUAGUUAUAGUGUACUGUUGUUUCUUUUGUUUUUUUCCUCCAUCUAAACCUCAACCUAAUCCAGUGGAAGCUUGGGGGAGAUUACAAACUUAGUUUUGUCCAACUGCUUUGUUUUGACUGUGAUAUUAGUUUUUUCACUGAUUGUACAAUGACCAACAACAUUGCUAUCUUGGAGCUAUUUCUUGCAAAUCUAGUUCCGUAAAGCCUGCAAUAUUCCAGUGCGGUGGAAUGCUGUAA
Phalaenopsis equestris is the source of this 1338-nucleotide messenger RNA. RefSeq names its product double-stranded RNA-binding protein 4-like. The transcript has 7 exons. The record is from RefSeq and is a predicted model, not a curated record. Bases 86 to 1030 code for a protein of 314 amino acids. NCBI's taxonomy places the organism in Eukaryota, Viridiplantae, Streptophyta, Magnoliopsida, Asparagales, Orchidaceae.